AUGUCCAAGCUAGUGUCAGUUCUCAAAGCACCUCCCUCGACCUCAAGGCGACCUCCAUCUCAAGGCGACCUCCAUCUCAAGGCGACCUCCAUCUCAAGGCGACCUCCAUCUCAAGGCGACCUCCAUCUCAAGGCGACCUCCAUCUCACAGCUCCUUGAUUGCAAGGAGCCAACGCUGUUACCGGGUACAGAUAGCCUUCCGAGCCAUGAUAUCACGCCUGGCACCGAUAUCUGCAUUGAGCUGCCGAAACCCUUGAAGAGCUCAACUUCGUCGUCAAGUUCCCGCCCAUCAGAUGGUCAAUUGAACAAAGCUUUCAAGUUUGGGAGAAUGGUACCGAAGACUUCCCCCGAGAAGGAGAAAUCACCCAUGACAUUGUCUCAUAUAAUUCCUCCCCUAUCUCGUGUUCGCACUCUCUCCGAUUCCUCCUCCGCAGAAGUGGACGACUCAGUUCUCAAGUCAAUCUUGGAGAAAGCAACGGAAGUUCCUAAUCGUCAGAACGUUCCCCGACCACGAGUGAAUUCCGACUCUAGUAUCAGGGUUCGAGCGAGGGGUAAUGUCCAAUCGACCAUCCAGUACCGUCAUUCUCGCCACGAAUCAGGUAUGAGCUUCAUUGGGUUUGAUUCCUUCGAGGAGGUCAGGCGCGGAUUCGAGUUCCAUGACUAUCGGCCAGCUUUCUAUCCUCCGAGCACUACCAAUACUAGGCGGAACGUUCAUGCAUGA
Molecule: messenger RNA, 720 nt
Organism: Marasmius oreades (fairy-ring Marasmius)
Lineage: Eukaryota; Fungi; Basidiomycota; Agaricomycetes; Agaricales; Marasmiaceae
Exons: 1
Coding region: 1-720 (239 amino acids)
Source: RefSeq, a predicted model, not a curated record